AUGCUAAUCAAACACCUGCCCCUCCUCGUUCACGGCGGGGCCCGCGGCUCUGGUAGUCAAUUUGCUACUCCACCUCGAUUUCAAUUCCCGGAUGAGACGAAUGGAGGUGAUGCUUUCAAAGGCAGUAGCGGAUUAAGACAAGUAUUUUCCCAAGCACGUCAUCGGAGAUAUGACAUUAUAAGCCCUUUGAGAAGUGGCAGGCACAAGCCUUUACAGAUUUCUGAUGAUGAGAUUGAAGAUGAUUUCGACGAUACGAAAGAUACCAGUCAUGGUGUGGAAGCUUCCACGGGCCUGGAUGAUCUAUUCGACAUUCCAAAGCGCUCGAAUAAAAGGGCUCGAACGUCUCUGAAUUUAUCGCAGAGUCCAGCCAGAAUCAGUCGCGAGGGUACUGAUGAUGUUUUUGAUGAAAUAAACGAUUCGAGUCCAUUCAUACCAGAUUCUCCGCCAUCACCACCGGCUCAGAAUAAACCCAGAAACGUGAUGACAUCACCACUCUCACAGCUGGGCUUUGAUCAACAACCAUUUAACAACGAAUUUGCUGCGCCUGAGACAUUUGACCCACUUUCUGAACCACAAACACCAGAUCAUGCUUUGGAAUAUGACGACGGCCGCUCAAGCAGCAGGCCACGGUUCAUUCUCUCAGCGAAUUAUACCCCUGUAUCAACUGCUACACCCUCUACUUCAACACGCCAGAAUACGCGGAAGAAACCGACAUUCGUGUUACCCCGAUCCCCAUCACCAGAUCGAGAAGAUGCUUCAUUAUCGGCUAUUCCAGGGCCCUUUUCACCCGUGGCAACUCGUAGUCUUCGGCGUCCCGGACGACCAAAGUCAUCAGUAACAGCAGCUUAUAUGCCUGGUGGAAUGGCCGAGCAGCUUCGAGACUGGAUUAUGGAGACUGAUAUGAAACGCAAAGCAACAUCAGAACAAUCGCGUCAAAAGCGAGAGGAUCGAUAUUCGAUGAUUGGGAAGGUUCAUAUGUGUGAAAACGCAUAUCUCAAGUCUUCCGGCCCGGUUAUCAGGGCUCAAGUAAAGCCAGAAUUAGCUGGAGGAAAAGAUUCACUUGAUAGCGAGCAUGGUUCUCAACCUAUGACUAUCUUGCUACUAGGCGUGGCUGCUUCUCGUUCACGUACCAACAGUACUGGUCAGUCGACUAGAGACAUUUCAGCACAAAGUGAGAAACUGAAACCGGGCGAUAUCAUCGGAGUCGGAUCAGGCCUGUCAUGGGAAGUUGAGGUAGACUCCUUCAACGUCAAUCAUAAAAUCCACAAUAACCAAACACGGGUUGGUCAUCGAGUCGUUGCUUCUUCUUGCUCUAAGCCCGAGGAUGAGUUUGAAGAUGAAGACGAAGUGAAUACAGAUAUACACCUCACGACUUCUACAUGUUCUACGCGCAAGACAUGGCGGGUGGUAGCAGAGUGGGAUUUAUUAAGUCAGACUUGA
Talaromyces stipitatus ATCC 10500 is the source of this 1440-nucleotide messenger RNA. RefSeq lists its product as uncharacterized. The transcript has 2 exons. The record is from RefSeq and is a predicted model, not a curated record. Lineage: Eukaryota; Fungi; Ascomycota; Eurotiomycetes; Eurotiales; Trichocomaceae. Bases 1 to 1440 code for a protein of 479 amino acids.